UAUGCUAGUUUAAAGAAGGUCGUAUUAUAUUAGUGAAGAAAACCUUUGUGACUCGCUAUCGGUUUUGACCAUGGCUGCGGCAUCGACCAGCUUUCAUAUUCGCCGGAGAUUCCACUACAACAGCAACCUCCUUCGACGACGGGAGAACUCGUUUCCCGAACGGGUUAAAGCUUCCCAAGCGCGGAUCAUAAUCACAGCUUCCAUGAGAGCUCGACGUCCUCAGAACGUCCCCGGAGAUUUCUUCGUCGAUCAUACGUGCAUAGACUGUGAUACCUGUCGAUGGAUGGCUUCGGAGAACUUUACACGAGUUGAUGACAUGUCAGCAGUCUUUAAACAGCCCAGCUGUGAAGAAGAACGACUGAGAGCUCUUCAGGCCUUAAUAUCAUGCCCAACAAAUUCAAUCCAUACAGAGAAGCCUGCCCGUGAUAUUUUAGAAGUUCAGAAGACUUUUCCAAUUCCAAUAGAUGAGCAUACAAUGCCGGGUGUUUACCACUGUGGUUAUCAUUCUGAAAAGUCGUUUGGAGCUGCUUCUUAUUUGAUUGUUCGUGCUGAAGGAAAUAUUCUUGUUGACAGUCCAAGGUACACAGAAAGAUUGGCAAAUAAUCUUAAAAUGUUAGGUGGAGCUCGUUACAUGUUCCUUACACACAGGGAUGAUGUAGCAGAUCAUGAGAGAUGGUCAAAUCACUUAGGCUGUGAGCGGAUUCUUCAUUCACUGGAGGUAGAUCAUUCAACUACUGCCAUAGAGAUUAAGCUGGAGGGAAGUGGACCAUGGAGCCUUGGUGACGACAUCGCACUUGUACAUACACCUGGACAUACAAAAGGGUCAGUAUGCUUGCUCUACAAACCAUUUAAAGUGCUUUUUACUGGAGACCACUUUGCAAUGGGUGAAUUUGGCUGGUCCAUUUUUGAGAGAUACAACAAGCUUUCAGUUCCAAAGCAAUUGAACAGUGUCAAGUUGAUGCUUGAGUUGGAUUUUGAAUGGAUAUUGCCAGGCCAUGGUAGGAGAACAAAAUUUAGCGACGCUGAGGAGAAGAAUUCAAGCAUAAGAGCUUUCCUAGAAACAAAAAUGCAGCUGUCAUGAGUCCUGUCGCCGUUUCCUGUUGAUAGGAUUUUGUAGAUAAACAGUUGGUUCAUGUAUCCAGUUCUUGUAAUAAUGUAAGUUCAGGUAUGGUUGUCUUGGAAUUUGUGGACCACAAAUAAGCUUUUGGCCUAGCAGCUUUGCUUAUGAAUUUUCAUGUAAUGAUGUAAUGUAUGAUAAUCUUCAGAAGAAAAUGACUUGAGAAUUUGCUCAAUAUUCGUUCUUUAUGGUUCGAGUAUUGGCAGGAAGCAUUAGAUGUUCCAAGCAUGACACGCUUUGUUCUUC
Molecule: messenger RNA, 1363 nt
Organism: Nicotiana attenuata
Lineage: Eukaryota; Viridiplantae; Streptophyta; Magnoliopsida; Solanales; Solanaceae
Exons: 11
Coding region: 71-1081 (336 amino acids)
Source: RefSeq, a predicted model, not a curated record